Molecule: messenger RNA, 1113 nt
Organism: Selaginella moellendorffii
Lineage: Eukaryota; Viridiplantae; Streptophyta; Lycopodiopsida; Selaginellales; Selaginellaceae
Product: UPF0496 protein 1
Exons: 1
Coding region: 1-1113 (370 amino acids)
Source: RefSeq, a predicted model, not a curated record
AUGGGUAACCAGAGCAGCCGGUCACUCUCGCCGGGAGAAAGUUUGAGCAGCAUAGAUCUCAGCGAGUACGAGAGAGUAUGUGCCAUGGAUCCAGACGUGAGAAAAUUUGGGGAUGGGCUCAAGGAACGAACAGAGAGGGUGCUCCAGAGCAUGGUGGCCGGGGUGGACGAGAGGGGACUUUCAUUCCAAUCGUUAAAGGAUGUGACCACCAGCUUUUUAGAGCUCGACCAGGAGGUUGUGAACGUAAUUCUCAACUACAAGAAGGACGUGUGGGCAAGCGACUCGCUGUUUGAGCUGGUGAAGGACUACUUCGACAACAGCAUGGCUACGCUAGACUUUUGCGAGGAGCUCAACAAGUGUAUCAAACAGGCCAGGGAGAACCAGAUGUCGAUCCAGGUAGCGAUCAACAUGAUGCCCAGCGAAGGAGAUCCAAACGAGGAGCAGUGCCAGGCAAUUCUCAAAGAGCUCAACCAGUACGUGGACGCCGGCAACCCCUUCACGGACGAGUUCAUGGACAAGUUCCAGACCGUCUACCAGAAGCAGAUGGAGCUGCAGAGAAAGCUUCAGGCGAAGAAGAAGUCGCUGGACAGGAAGCUGCGGUAUGUCCGCGGCUGGACGAAGGUGUCGACGAUCAUCUACGCUGCGACUUGCGCGGCGCUGGUGAUCUGUGCGGUGGUGGCGGCGGUGAUGACAGUCCCAGCGAUCGUAGGGGCGGUGGCAGCGGUAUCGUCGAUGCCACUCGAGACCCUGGGAAGAUGGAUCAAGUCCUUCCUCACCAAGUACGAGAAGGAGCUCCAGGCACGCCGGGAUCUGAUGAGAGAAGCGAACUUCAAGACGUUUGUGACGAUCAAGGAGAUGGACACGAUACGAGCGCUCAUCAACAGCCUCAGGAACUCCAUGGAAUCGAUCGUCCACUGCAUACAGUUUGGGCAGAGGCACGCGGACGGCUUUGGCAUGCAUCUGGUGGUAGAGCAGCUCAAGAGCCGGCAGAGCGCAUUCAUCCGGGAUCUGGACGAACUGGAGGAGCACGUCGAUCGCUGCAGCAGGGACAUCCGGAGGGCCAGACUGGUGGUUCUUCGCCGGAUCGUCAAGAAGAGAUCCAAGAGCUUGUGA